UUUGUUUUUUAAUAAAUUAUCGGUCUUGUGUAGAUUAUCAAGUUAUUGAAAUUGGAAUGAAACUUACUAUUGUGAAAUUCUUAAUGUGUUUUGAUGUCCAUAUUUAAUCUGGAAUUAUUUGUUCAAGAAGGUCAUGGAAGUGGAACAAAUAUAUAAAGUAAAAUAAUAUUACUUUAUCAUUAUUUAUAUAAAUGAUGAAGUUGUCAUUAUCUUUUGCCAGCAUUUGUCGGAAGUAUAAAUUUACUUCAUCUCUGUGGAAAACUAAAAAGACCAUUCUGUGUUUCUCACCUAAUCGUGUGCUCUUUCACAAUGUUAAUCAAUGUUCUGUCUUAACAGUCUCUGCAUCUACCCUUUAUGCUUCAUUUCAUUGUUGUACUCCUCUGUUUGCUAAACAGUUUCAAGAAAGAGAAAACGAAUAUGCUCACAAUAUAAUGUCUAAUAUUGAUUCAUACUGCAAUUCAGUUCUCAAGUAUCCUUUGACAUUAAAAAAUGGCCCUUUGAAUUCAAGUUCUACUGAAAUUUCUCAAGUGCAAGAGCUUUCAGAUUUCUCAAAGGAAAAAGAAGGCGAAUCUCAUUCUCACCAUCUCAUAUUUGUUUACGGAACUCUGAAGAGAAAUGAACCCAACCAUGAUCUGGUCACGGAUUCUUCCAAAGGCAAGGCCAUUUUCGAGGCUAUGGCGCGGACCGUCCAAAAAUUUCCUUUAGUGAUUGCAUCCAGAUACAAUAUUCCGUAUCUUCUUUAUAAAGGAGUAGGAAAGCAUGUCAUAGGAGAGCUGUACAAAGUAGACGAUGCCAUGUUGGAACGCAUGGACGAAUUAGAAUGCAAUGGAAAGUAUUACAAUCGAAUUAAAGUCGAGGUGCAGCCUUUCAUUCCAGAUGAUGAAAAUCGCGUUUUGCCUAUCGUGAAACCCUGGAUUUACUUUCUCAUGAAUUACCGAGAACACCUGUUAGAUCUACCCCAUCUCGAGAAUUACUCAUCCAAAGGUCCCCACGGCUUGGAGUAUGUCAGCAGGUAUAAUCGACCUCAAGGAGAGGAUUAUUAUUACGAGGUUCAAAAUGUAAUUAAUAUUUAA
Molecule: messenger RNA, 1073 nt
Organism: Argiope bruennichi
Lineage: Eukaryota; Metazoa; Arthropoda; Arachnida; Araneae; Araneidae
Exons: 3
Coding region: 192-1073 (293 amino acids)
Molecular function (GO): gamma-glutamylaminecyclotransferase activity
Source: RefSeq, a predicted model, not a curated record